AUGGAUCCAAACUCUGCCGUCUACGCUACUGACGAGUAUGGACGACCUUUCAUUAUUGUUCGCGAACAAGCGAAGAAAACACGUACUCAUGGCAUCGAGGCUAUCAAGUCGCAUAUUCUCGCUGCACGUACAGUAGCGAACAUCAUCCGGACAUCGCUGGGACCGCGAGGCUUGGACAAAAUUCUGAUAUCACCCGACGGUGAGAUUACGGUAACUAACGAUGGCGCUACGAUCCUUGGUCAAAUGGAAGUCGAGCAUCAGAUCGCCAAGCUCCUUGUUCAGCUGUCAAAAAGUCAAGAUGAUGAGAUCGGGGAUGGGACGACUGGUGUCGUUGUACUUGCUGGUGCUCUUCUGGAACAGAGUGAAGCCCUUUUGGACCGAGGGAUCCACCCCAUCCGAAUUGCAGAUGGUUUUGAACGUGCAUGUGCAGUUGCCGUUGAGCACCUGGAAAGCAUCUCCGACCGCAUCGAGUUCUCAAAGGAAAGCACAGACAAUCUUCUCAAAACAGCAAUGACCAGUCUCGGAAGCAAGAUUGUAUCAAAAGAACACCAACAGUUCGCACAAAUUGCAGUAGACGCAGUGCUAGCAGUCGCCGAUCUUGAGCGACGCGACGUGCCGUUCGACAUGAUCAAAGUCGACGGCAAAGUGGGCGGAUCGCUUGCAGACACCACACUCAUUCGCGGUGUCCUCAUCGACAAGGACAUGUCACACCCCCAAAUGCCACGUACAGUCAAAGACGCGCGUUUAGCCAUCCUGACAUGCCCCUUCGAGCCCCCUCGCCCCAAGACGAAGCACAAGCUUGAUAUCACCAGUGUGGAGGAGUAUAAGAAACUCAGGGAGUACGAGAAAGAGAAGUUUGCGGACAUGAUCAAGCGAGUGAAGGAUACUGGCGCGAAUUUAGUCAUCUGUCAAUGGGGCUUUGAUGAUGAGGCCAACCAUUUGUUGAUGCAGAACGAAUUGCCCUCUGUGAGAUGGGUUGGAGGCCCAGAAAUCGAGCUCAUCGCCAUUGCGACACAUGGGCGAAUCGUUCCCCGCUUUGAAGACCUCACCAAAGAGAAGCUGGGCAAAGCGGGCAUUGUACGAGAAAUUUCGUUCGGUACAACUCGCGAUAAGAUGCUCGUCAUUGAAGAAUGUGCAAACACGCGUGCUGUUACCAUCUUUGUGCGCGGAAGCAACAAAAUGAUCGUCGAUGAGGCCAAACGUGCACUCCACGACGCCAUUUGUGUCGUUCGCAACAUGAUCGUGGAUAACCGCAUCGUAUAUGGAGGUGGAUCAGCGGACAUCAGCUGCGCAAUUGCUGUUUCAAAAGCCGCUGAUGAGAUUCCCUCUAUCGAACAAUACGCGAUGCGAGCCUUUUCCUCCGCACUCGACGCUGUCCCUCUCGCUCUGGCAGAAAAUAGCGGUCUUUCGCCGAUAGAAAACCUCACAGAGGUUCGCAGCCGGCAGAUCACGGAGAAGAAUUCACGGUUGGGCAUUGAUUGUAAUGGACGAGGGGAAAAUGAUAUGAAGAAGCAGUCUGUGUACGAUCCCCUCAUCUCAAAGCGGCAGCAGUACCUCCUUGCAACACAGCUGGUUCGCGCCGUGCUCAAAAUUGAUGAUGUGAUAACAGCAGGACAAUCUGAUGAUUAG
This is a messenger RNA of Laccaria bicolor S238N-H82, 1629 nucleotides long. RefSeq lists its product as uncharacterized. The record is from RefSeq and is a predicted model, not a curated record. Gene Ontology annotation, molecular function: ATP binding; ATP-dependent protein folding chaperone; ATP hydrolysis activity. Gene Ontology annotation, cellular component: chaperonin-containing T-complex. The coding region runs from base 1 to 1629 and encodes 542 amino acids. Gene Ontology annotation, biological process: protein folding. The transcript has 12 exons. NCBI's taxonomy places the organism in Eukaryota, Fungi, Basidiomycota, Agaricomycetes, Agaricales, Hydnangiaceae.